AUGUCCGACUACAGCGCCAUCUACCUGUACGCCAGCACCAUCGGCGCGCCAAUGCCCCUCGACAGGGCCUCGCGACGGGAGAAGCAGGCCCGGCGCCCCAACUCCACGCCCGACGGGUCCCUGGCAGCACGGCGACACUCGCGCAGCUCCAGCAGCGACCAGGCGUCCAUGAGCAGCCGCUCGUCGCACUACACGGCGCGCCAGCUGUCGCUGUCCGGCUCGUACUCGCAGGGCCCCGCCGCCUCUGCUGCCGUGGGGCCGCAGCACCAGCAGGGCAGCGCCAGCGCCAGCGGCUCAGCUGCUGCUGCUGGUGCUAGCACUGCCAGCGCUACUACUAGUAGUAGCAGCACGACGCCGACCGCUAGCACCGCGACCUCUUCUCCUAAUCUUACCAGCAGCAUCAGCAACAACAGCAGCACCAGCAGCGGAAGCUUCUCCAAACACCACAGCAAUCAGCACCACCCGCCGCCUCUCGCGCCUCUCGCCUCGUCCGCGCAGCUCCCGCCGCAGCCUCCCACGCCUGGCCGCGCCGCCAGGACCCUCUCUCGCCUGCAUCGCGCCAGGCUCAGCGGCUCGCUGCUCGAUGCCGGCGCCGCGAGAAAUGCUCAGGACCUCGACCCGGCAAAGUUUGUGCGACAAAUGACGGGCUUCCCGGCCAGCCGCGCCGAGUCCAUCUCGUCCGCCAGCGGCCAGACCUCGGCCUCGUCGCGCACCAUCCUCUCGACCGAUCCCUCGGCCAGCCUCGUCGCCGCCCGGCCCUUUGUGCAGCGCAAUGGCCGCACCUUUCUCAACGAUGAGACGCUGCCGUACCCGCUGCCCUCCGACCUCACAGAGCUGCACAGACAGGCGCUGCGGACGAUGCUGUUGAUCCAGGUCAUUGGCGCGCCCGUCCUGUCGCCGGGCCUGAUCAAGAAGCCGCCGCAGCGCGUGCUGGAGAUUGGCUGCGGGUCUGGCUUCUGGAGCACCAUGUGCCACCAGUACUUCAAGAGCCGCGGCCACGGCGGGCUGUCCUUUACGGGCAUCGACAUUGCGCCGCUGGGGCCCGACAACAGCUCCAGCGCCUCCGACGACGCCAUGAAGCCCAGCGGCGACAUGCAGUGGAAGUUUAUCCAGCACGACCUCCGCCAGAUGCCUUGGCCAAUCCCCUCGGAAGAGUACGACCUUGUCAUGGUCAAGGACGUGAGCUACGCGGUGACAAAUAAGAUGAUGCCGAACUUUAUCGAGGAGUGCGUCCGUAUGGUCAAGCCAGGGGGCACGUUUGAGAUGUGGGAGUCCGAUCACCUUAUCCGAAGCUUGCGGCCUCACGUCCCCACAUCCACAGUCUCAGCUGAAGAUGCCGAGCAGCAGGCAGCCGCUGCCAGCCUUGGCGCCUAUGUCAUCAACCCGCAGACCCCCCUUACCGCCCCGUCAAACGACUACAUUAAUGAAUACAACUCUUGGUUAUCAAAAGCGCUUGAAUCUCUCGACAUCCAUCCCCUCCCGUGUACAAUCAUUGGUCCCACCCUCAUACAAGAGUACGAGACGCUGGGCGACGUCCGCUCACGGCGGAUAGCCCUCCCCCUGAGCGAGUUCCGCUGGGAGAAGGAGGGCAUUGGCGGUGUCAUCACUACCGACGCAAAGACCGACUCCAAGGGCAAAGAACCGCCGCCAACGCCGAGAGCGGACAAGAAGACGUUGACGGCGGGGCAGAUUGCCCUGCGGCAGACGGCCUUGCUGACCCAGGUGCAGGAGAUUCAGGCUCUCGAGCCCAUCCUGCGAGAGGUCAGCGGCAAGAGCCAGGACGAGUGGGACAUGUGGCUGGGGAAGAUGAUGAGCGACCUGAUGGACGACAACAGGACGUCGUUGAGCGAGUGUCUCGAGUUUGGCGCCUGGUAUGCGAAGAAGAAGAAGGUGACGGGGUGA
Messenger RNA from Trichoderma gamsii, 1902 nucleotides. RefSeq lists its product as hypothetical. The transcript has a single exon. The coding region runs from base 1 to 1902 and encodes 633 amino acids. NCBI's taxonomy places the organism in Eukaryota, Fungi, Ascomycota, Sordariomycetes, Hypocreales, Hypocreaceae. The record is from RefSeq and is a predicted model, not a curated record.